Molecule: messenger RNA, 2869 nt
Organism: Lucilia cuprina (Australian sheep blowfly)
Lineage: Eukaryota; Metazoa; Arthropoda; Insecta; Diptera; Calliphoridae
Gene: Abi
Product: abl interactor 2
Exons: 7
Coding region: 186-1631 (481 amino acids)
Molecular function (GO): SH3 domain binding
Source: RefSeq, a predicted model, not a curated record
CUCUGCCAACGAUAAGCAGAUGAAAUUGAAAUUGCUACGUUGAAAAUGUGAAAAAUAAGGUUUCCUAAAAUUUUGCACAAAUAUCCUAGUAAAUAAUAAAAAAUUUAACGAAAAAAGUGAAAAAAGCAUUUCAGUAAAGUCUGCUAGUAAACAAAAGAGAAUUCAAAAACCCUUGUGAUAGUGUUAUGGUCAUGGGUGAGAAUAUAAUGGACGAAUUAGCAUCACUAAUACGCACUGAAAUUCCCGAUGGACGUCAAAGUCUACGCGACAGUUAUACCAAUCUGGAGAGGGUGGCGGACUAUUGUGAGGAUACUUACUAUAGAGCCGAUAAUAAGAAGGCCGCAUUAGAAGCCACCAAAAACUAUACCACGCAGUCGUUGGCCAGUGUGGCUUAUCAAAUUAAUACACUGGCCUACAGUUAUAUGCAGCUAUUGGAGUUGCAGGCUCAACAGUUGAGUGAAAUGGAAUCACAAAUGAAUCAUAUAGCCCAAACAGUCCAGAUUCACAAGGAGAAGGUGGCCAGGAGAGAAAUUGGUGUCCUUACCGCCAACAAAGUUAGCACUCGUCAGUUUAAAAUUGUGGCGCCCAUCAAUCCAGAAAAACCUAUUAAAUAUGUGCGCAAAGCUAUUGACUAUUCGAUUUUGGAUGAUAUUGGCCAUAGUGUCAACACCAAUCAAAUGAAUCGUAAUCCUAAACAACAACAUCGUGGCUCUUCACAUGGAUCGGUUCAAUCCUUGGCCCAACCUUCAGUAGUGGGACCACCACCCACUACAAAACCACCUACACCACCCCAAAUGUCACGUGGUGGCAAUACUGGCACUCUAGGCAAAUCUGUGAGUAAUACCGGUACUUUGGGCAAAAGUUCACGUGAAUAUCGUACACCCCCGGUGGUCAAUCCACCGCAAGUACCUUCACACUAUGCACCCAACUAUCCCAUUGGUCAUCCGAAACGUUUGUCUUCGGCUUCUUCCAGUACUACGGCCACUGGUGUCAGUAGUACCGGCUUGGGUGGAAAUAGUUCCGUUAAUAAUGAACGUGCUGCUGGUUACAGUGCCCUACCCAUGCCGCCAAGUCAACAGAUUGCAACACAUGUUAAUUUACCCUCUGCCGGUAUGAUGCAAUCUUUGCCACCACCACCACCCACUACAUACGAUGAUCGUAAUAGUAUGCCACCACCACCUUCUCCCUUGACAGUUUCCCAACAUGAGAUCACCGAACAGAGUCACAUUGGCAUGCAUACUUUGGGGCGUAAUCAUAAUAGAAAUGGCAACAGCCGAAAUCAUUUUAGCUUAAACUUUGCUAGACCUGGGUCACAAUCACCACCCUUGCCGCCACCACCUCCACCAGAGGAAGAGCAUCAUGACUUUGGACGACCACGUAAUUCAGCUGGUCAGGGACAAUUAGCUCCCAUAGUGCCCGAUGAUCAAAAUUUACCCGGAUGGGUGCCUAAAAACUAUAUAGAAAAAGUUGUGGCCAUUUAUGAUUAUUAUGCUGACAAAGAUGAUGAACUUAGUUUUCAGGAGAGUUCAGUAUUAUAUGUUCUAAAGAAGAACGAUGAUGGUUGGUGGGAGGGAGUUAUGGAUGGUGUAACUGGUUUAUUCCCUGGCAAUUAUGUGGAACCUUGUGUUUAAAUUUACAAAUAUAAUAACUGCCGCCACAAUAAGUUCUUUACAAAAAGAAAACAAAAACAAAAAAAAACAUAAUUAAUCACAAAGACAAGAAUUUACUUCAUAUUCAGUAAAAACAAAAAGCAUUUCUUUAAAGAAAAAAUAUAUAAAUAUAAAAUAACAAUAAGUUUAUAAGGGAAACAAACACCACAAAUUUAUACAUACGACAAAAAAAGUAAAACAAAAGUAAAGCAGUUUAUUCUUUUCCCAGUAUUUCAUACAAAACAUAAUAAUGGUAAUAAUAGUAUUUUGUUAACAUUCAUUCAACUUAUAGGCCUUUUGAUAACACAAUGAAUAUGAUUACAAUGAUAUAAUAUAAUAUUUAGUAUUAUAACAAAAAUUAACAUUAACAUUGGAAAUUAAGUACGUACAUUUAUCCUCUGGUAUAUAAAAUAAUAAUAAUAAAAAAAUAUACAAAAAAUAGCAGUAACAAUAUUAAGAUGAAAUAUUUUUCAAACAUUAAUAUUGUCUUUUAGGCAUUUAACAAUUUUUGAUAAAACAAAUCCCCUUGAGUUCUUUUUCAUUUACAUAAACAUCAAACUAUCUACAUAUUUCUAUUCCCAUAGCUAAUUACAUACAUAACACAUAAUUAAGUCCAAAUUUAAAAUAUAAAUAAAAUAAACGAAUCAUUAAUCUAAAUCGUAAAUUUAUAUGAUAAAAAAUGCUAGGCUUUAUAAAAAAUAACACGUUUAUAAUCUUAUUUUUUGCUUAAAUGUGUUAAAAUUUAGUUUAUUUAUAAAUCUAUUAGAAGAACGUACAUUUCUGAAAAAAAGUUUUGAAUGAAUUGCUUUUCUUGUUGAAUAUUUUCUUUCAGAGUUUCUAUACAAAACAAUGAAAAGUUGUUUUAAAGAAAUUAAUAUUUUUUAUUCUAUUAAGAAAUUUUUUUUAUAAAUCACCAAGGAACACCAAGCAGGUAAUCAUCAUUACCUGCUUGGUGUUCCUUAGAAGGCCACCCCAAGACAACACUAACAGGAACAUAGAUUCUUUCAAAUCUAGCUACGUCAUGCUUGUGCUUCUUGACGAGGUACUUCUCCUUUGAUGAGAACGAAGCCGGAUCUCUCUGCUCCAUCUUAGCCAGAAAGGCCAGAGAUUUCCGGGUGCCGUUCUUCACCCUAUCCUCUUUCGUUCGACCAGCAUUAGCAAGAUCUAGUGGAGGGGCUCUAGGCGACUCCUCCACGGCGGCUUGCCGUGAUUUUUCUGUA